Molecule: messenger RNA, 2413 nt
Organism: Scylla paramamosain (green mud crab)
Lineage: Eukaryota; Metazoa; Arthropoda; Malacostraca; Decapoda; Portunidae
Product: facilitated trehalose transporter Tret1-like
Exons: 1
Coding region: 959-1696 (245 amino acids)
Biological process (GO): transmembrane transport
Cellular component (GO): membrane
Molecular function (GO): transmembrane transporter activity
Source: RefSeq, a predicted model, not a curated record
CAAUUAUCCUUGGAACAUUAAGCAUCAUCUUCAUUACUUUAUUAUAAACUCUUUCACCGGGCACCUCUCAUCCUGCAGAUGUUUUCCCACAUUUUUUCCAGCAUCUCCUGUCCAUGAAGAGUUCCUGUCUCUCCCUGUCGUUCAUCCGCUCUCCUCUACUGUUUUCUACUGCUCUCCUCUCUACUGUUUUCUUAACAUCUUCUCUCCAUCUUUUUCCAGUCUUCCCGCAAGCCUACCUCCUCGUGGUGGUUAUGCCAGUGCCUGCUGUGGUAGUCUUUCGUCCUCCUCCUCUUCCUCCAUCCUCUUCACGUGUCCAUACUAUUUUAAUUCGUUUCUCUCCACUAUUUUCAUCAUGGCCGCUAUUCACAGUUACUCUUGUUCCCAUUUAACUUUGUUUUUAUUUCAAACCAUUCUGUGUCGUCGUUUGGCUUUACUUUCACACUUAAUUAAUUGCAGACUAAAUAAGCUGAUAACUUUUACACCCAUGCGAAAUGAAUGGUCAGUUUAUGAAGUGAGCGGGUGCUGUUGGUAAGGUGUGUUGUCUCAGUCAGAGAGUGGCUGCAGUGCUCUGUGUUGUCUCAGCCAGAGGGCUGCUGCAGUGUCCUGGUAAGGUGUGUUGUCUCAGCCAGAGAGUGGCUGUAGUGUGUUGGUAAUCUGUGUUGUCUCAGCCAGAUAGCCGCUGCAGUGUGUUGGCCCCCGUGGUGCUGUGGGAGCUUGGUGGUAUACAUGUAUUUAUACAAGGUACGUAUUUAUACAAGGUGUGUUGUUCGCAGUUCACGGAGCUUCGGAAGGGGCAGAAUUUCCGGCCCGUGCUGCUGUGGGAGCUUGGUGGUAUACACGUAUAUAUAUAAGGUGUUGUCCUCAGUUCACGGAGCUGCGGAAGGGGCAGAAUCUCCGGCCCGUGGUGCUGGUGCUGAGCUUCUUCGUGCUGCGGGAGCUUGGUGGCCGAAGCUGCAUCAUGAUGUACACGGUGUACAUUUUUCGUGACGCUGGGGUGGAGCUGGACGCCUUCACGUGCACCGUGCUCGUGGGCGCGGCUCGGCUGGUGUGUACGUGCGUGACCGCCGGCAUUCUGGACCACGUGGGGCGGCGGCCGCUGCUCAUCAGCACCGCCGUGGUGGCCGCGGUGUCCCAGAGUGUGUGCGGGCUGUUCCUCUUCCUGCAGCUGCCGGGGGCGUCCCUGGUGCCGCUCGUCGCCGUGCUGGUGUACAUUGCCGCGUACGGCACGGGCGUGGGGCCCAUCCCGUGGGUGUACGUGGGGGAGCUGGUGCCCUCCCCCGUCAGGUCCCUCGGUGCCUCCAUCAUCACGGCGUGCGACGCGCUCGUCGUCUUCAGUAUUAACUUGGCUUUCUUGAAACUCAUUGGCUACACUGGUCUGGGUAUAACAUUUUUAGCAUUUGGGGGACUGAAUUUAGUCAUUGCUCUUAUUGUUUGCAUAUGGAUCCCAGAAUCUCGAGGCGUCUCCCUCCAGGAGAUGGAGGAUGCCUUCGCCAAGAAACAUUCUCCAGAUGAUCUCAAAGAACCCCUCGCGAACAAACACUCUCCAGAUGAUCUCAAAGAACCCCUCGCGAACAAACACUCUCCAGAUGAUCUCAAAGAACCCCUCGCGAACAAACACUCUCCAGAUGAUCUCAAAGAACCCCUCGCUAAUAAAAAUGACUCUCCAGAUGAUCUCAAAGGCCCAAUUAGAGUGUAAGGAACAAAACAAACGGAUGUUUAGCAAGGUGAACUAAAGUCAGGGUCAUGAGGAAGUGAGUGGAGUAGGAUAUUGUGUCACUGUGUUGACGCUUCUCUAAUCUGUAUUUUGAACAAACACCUUGAAAUUUGAUAGGGAUUGUUUUAGGGACUAUAGAGAUGAAUAGUCAGGUUAUCUGAGGAGCUUCUCCCAUUGGUGAUGCUAAAUCCUGGAAAACUAACAACGAAAACAUCCUUCAAAUCCCGAAUCGACUCUUGUUAGGUGAUCGAGAGUCCAGACAGGCGGCAAAACAUAAAAAUUUAGCUGACUCUUAACUUGUGAGUGAAAAAUUAAACUUGAAUAUCAGAAGGACUGACGUAAAGGCGUGCCCAGAAUGAAUCAUUUAGUCAGUCUGUCAGUCGUUCAGAAUUUCAACCAUCGUCAGUCAGUCUCAGUUACGAAUUCAGUCAGUCAGUUGUUUAAAAUGUGUCAGCCAGCCAGCCAGCCACUACUUACACUCGUCGCUCUGUAUGUGUGGAGGUGAAGGGCGUUACGUCUUUCCUUGUGAUAAUGCAGCUGUGGUAAUAAAAGGUGGCUUACGUGUUAUACUUUAGUUGGCAGUAGUCUCUCUUUAUAAUGCAUGUAUGUGCGCGCGUGUUUGUGUGAGUCUGCGUGUGCGAGCGAGCGUUUGUGUGAAUGCGUGUACCGCUUACAUGUAAAAUAAAAGUAAUGAAAUAA